CAGGCUAAUCGAACCGGACUGAACAUGCAGUGGUCCCCCUUGUAUAUCGAACAAUGCAUCGAUUUGAUCGAUUUUUCGUUAUCAGUAUGGCAUUGAAUUACUGAUAAGUCCUGUUACCUGACAAAUGAGGAACAAAUAUUUCAACGUGCAGGCCUGGAAUUAAGUUCCUUCAUGGGAUGGAAUGAUCACUGCAUGAGUCAAAGAUAAUCAGAUCCGACAACUUUAAACAAACUCAUGGUUCUAUGGAAACGGCAUUUUAUUUUUUAUAUGACAGAAAUAACCAUAUUUUGAGAAAAUUACGUCAAACCGGAACACUUUAACAUGGCUGAUAAUAGUUUGAGAUAGCCAAAAGCCUUGAUAUGACUAAAGAACCUGUCGUUGAGAUUGCCUGAUUUACAGCGUGCUCUUAUGUAACUUGGAUAUAUUUGGUUUUACCCGUAGGAAGUGCAAUGGCAAUUUUCAAUCGGACAGAAACAAUCACCUGCCUGUUAUGUGUACUUGGUGUAACGUUCUCCCUGUUUGUCAGAGUGUCCUUUGGUGAUUGCAGUGGCAAUACGUAUUCUACAAAUUUUGAACCAAUCAAAGAAACAGAAAAAGAUGUCAUAUUAUGGAAUGAUACGUUUUCAAUUCCUAAUAUCAUUUUGUCUAUGGUGCCUACAAUAGCUGGAGUUGAUCAGUCCGCUGCAAACGAUUUGAAUGAAUAUAUCAAUUUGAAUUACUCCGACUCGUUUCUAGAAAUAAGGGUUGUCAAAGCACUGGAUAAGGAGGAACUCUUCACAAGAUUUCAUGUUAAUAUAGAGAGUAUAACGCUUCAGAUGUCUUGUAAUACACCGGGGAAACAAGCUUUGAGAACAAAUUUAACAGUGAUCAUUCAAGAAGUCAAUGAAUUUGCUCCCUAUAUUUAUGGAAGUCCAUACAACAUCACUGUGAAAGAGGACACGCUCAUUGGAUCAACUGUAUUAAAGGUCAACAUUACGGAUCCAGAUGUUCCGUCAACUCCUUUGAUUUAUACUUUAAAACCAUCUGACCCAUUGAGCUCAGGUGCUCAGUAUUUCGGAUUUCCUCAGCCAAGUUUUCCAGACCUGAAACUCAUUAAACCUGUUGAUUUUGAUGCACUGGUUUCCAGUGGAAAGGAAACGAUAUAUAAUUUUAUUCUUAAUGUUACGGACGCCAGUUCAUCGGGAUUAAGUAAUAAUACAAACGUCACAGUGGUGGUAGAGGAUGUGGACGAUCUUCCACCUAUAUUUAUUUAUCCAGAUUGUGAACAGCAGUGUGCCAGUACGCAGUUUCGAAUAUCCACAACAAGAACAAAAAGGGGACAGUUGAUUGUUUCUCCAAUUGAGUUAAAGGCAGUUGACCAAGACAGCCUUAAUUUCAGCGUCACAUAUUCCAUAGAGCCAGAUCAAAACAAUUAUCACGACUCCUUUAAGAUAGACAAUAUAACUGCUUCCAUUUCUCAGAUAGGUGAUAUCAACCAUACUGGGAUAAUUUUAGUCAAGGCCACUGAAAAAUCUGCUAAAAGACAUUACACUACUGCAGUUGUACUAGUUGAGUUACCAAAUGAUCCGUUAAACAAACCUGAAAGGAGUACAGAUGAAGCCAAUGACAAUGGAACCUUGAUCGUUGUAAUAGUACUCGCGAUAGUUUCAGCAGCUUUGAUAUCGGUCGUCGUAGUGUUGGUUAUCCUUCAUAGAAAACUGAAGAAAAAUGUUGCGCCUUUUGAUGGUAACAGUUCAGUAAUUAAGGUGCUGGAUGAGAAGGGUCAAAAGAGCUCUGAAAUAAACGAAGUAAAACCUAUUCCUAGAUCAAAUACCAUCUCGCAGGAAAUUGAACUUCCGGGUAAUGUGCGUCAGGAAAAUGUCAAGGACAUCGAAGAAUACGACGAAGAAACUGAUCAUAACUUAGAAAUGCAAAACGGUAACCUACUCAACGCCCUAUCUACAACUUCUGAAAAGAACAAUACAUUGGACCCUAUUCAACCCAACUCAACUCCAAAGAAAAAAAAGAAAAAGAAAAAGAAGAAAUCUAAAUCUUUGUCUGAAAGGUUGGGUAAGAAAAAUCGUUCAGGGAUCUCUGAAGUUGGUCAGGGGAAUAAUGAAGAUGAGAGAACACAGUCAAGCAGGGAGGAUAGAACGCUCGAUUUACAAAACACCGAAAUAGCAGCAAUAGAUGGCGAGUUUGUCUGAAUCUGAUUAUUUAAUUAUGUGAACAGCUAGCAAAUACUCAAGGGGAAACACCUAGAAAUGAAUGUGAUAUAUUGUAACAUAUAAAACAAUGCUUUUUUGAAAACGCUUGUAUUACAAUUUUUAUUUUAUAGAUAUUUUUGGUCAUUCUCAAGUAGUUUCUAUGAAUAAAUAUUUUUUCUGUAAUCUGCAUAAUAAUGGAUAUUAUAGUAUUUUCAUAAUUAGUGUGACAAUUAGGCAAAAAACCCUGAUUUAGUUUUACAAAGUAUUUCCUUUUCCUUCUAAACUUCCAUAUCAAUGGAUUUCAAAUACCAAAACAACUCUUCCUCUCCAAACUAAGUAUAUGUAGUUAAAUUAUUUUUCUAUUUGACUUAAUUGACAACGAGUAUGAAACUGUGCUUAUGAGCGUAAUUUGAAAUAAACAUUUAUCCGAUCAAUAAAUUUAUAUUUUUGUCCCCUUCAUAUUUUACAUACAUGUAAUUCGAAUGGCACACAAUUCAACAUAAGCAUGGUUUGUUGACAAUAUGUAGAAUAUCAAUGAAUCAAGUUGAAGGAUUAAUUAAUUGAGUAAACGAUUUAAAUCACGUAUCGCUCGAUCGACUAUGGAAUCAAAAAAAAAACUUUGGCAGGAACGUGAUAAAUCAAUCAACUCCUUCAUAUGCUACUCUUUCAAAUGUCUACCUGUACAAUCUGUCGAAAUGCAAAUCGACCUUAAAACAAUGCAAACAAUCAAACGAUUCGAUUAGAUACACUAUACGCCUUAAGUCAUUUUAAAAGAUGGUUGAAACAGGGAAGGUUUUUCAGAAUGCAAGAAGAAAGAAAAUGGAGACAUGGAUACAGCAUUUGAUUAUUUUAUUGACAUGUUUUGUAUCAUCAGAGGGAGUAGUUUUUAGAAUGGAAGCAGAAAAAUAUGCUGCUCGACGAUUUCACAACCACAGAGAAAAUGCUAGCGGCGAAAAAGCUGUGAAUUUCAACAAAGGACAAAAACUGAAUUUUUACUUUUGUUUGCGAGAUGAUGCUGAAGUAUCGGUGAAUCAAGUAGUCUACUCUAACGACGGUGGGAGUGAUACGUUUGAAGUGAACCUUGAUGGAAAGCUUGUAUUAGGAAAUCUGAAGACCCCUGAACAGUCAAAUGGUGGCAAACAUUGGAAUGAAUUCCUGUACAGCGGUCAAGUCGGUCCCAACAUGACACUUGAAUCAGGGAGGCACACGAUCACGCUCGAUUUCAAAGAAACCGACAGGCAUGGGCUAGAUGUUGAUUUCAUUGAAAUAGAGGUAAAUGAUAAAAAACUGAACAGGGAAAUUUUUGAAUGUGCAGUUUAUUGUAUUCCUGAGAUCAAGUAUGAUAAUGGACCCAUUCGAGACGAUAUGCCGUCUGCCAUAGCUGAACGAAUCGUCGUACCUGUCAAUUGUCCUACCGACGACAACAUUCUUAUUCCUGUUUAUCACGAAGAUAUCAAACAUUUUCUAAUAACAGCAACACUGCCGAAAUACCGCUCCUUCGAAAACCACUACACUGGGAAAGAAUCCUUUUGCAGUGAUGACAACAGUGGUAUUCUUUGGAGUUUUUCAAACUUAAAAAUUCCCUGGGAUAAACAGACAGACAGUUGGUCCGGCUUUACAACGCUUAAGUAUCAGGCGUCGAAUGUUAGUAAGAACUCUUAUCUUACUGUGACUUUCCAACCAAUUGCCAAAAACGAUUUGGCAAUUGACAACACUCUGAAAAUUUCAUUUAACGAACCUAAAGCAGAUAUUUACGUAGAAAUGAAAUACAAAAAAUCGGAUGGAUCUUGGUCUACACCAGAAGGACAAUAUAUAACACCCCAGAAUAUGGAUUAUUUAGUAAGUAUCCCUAGAAAUACAUGGUCCGAUACUCAAGAAAAUCAAGUGGAAAUUACAAUUUUAGCCGAUCCAGAAACCCUUACGGGAUUGGACCUCGAUUUACUGUUGUAUCGUCGGAAAGAAAAGAGACGGCGAGAAGAGGUUCUGUUUAACGAUAUGAAUACACGAGUUGCGGCUACAAAUAUAUAUGUUGGAGAUGAAACAGACAACGAAAAAAUGGUAGUCAAAAGUGGCAAUAUCAAAGGAAAUGUCUCAAAUGUUUCUUUUAUCAGUGUUUAUCAGAAAUCACAGUGGUCAGAUUCUCAACACGAAAUUCUUCGUAUUCACCAAAAUGGAAAAUUACAACUCCUUCCUCUACCUGCCCACGGUUUUCAAGGGAAAAUGCCAUUUGGAACGUCUGUUUUCCUCGGCGCAAAUGAUCCUACUAAAAUGCCACCAAAGGCUCCUAUUGACCAAAUCACCAUUAUACCAGAGCCUCUGGAGAUGUUUCUGACGUACAAAGACGGUUCAAAGGCCACGUUGCUUGUGAAAACGGAUCUUGACCAAACUAACGUCUUGGUGAAAGACGUUCAGAUCACUAGAGACCCGAUCCAAUACCCGUUUGCUACAAUAAGUUCUAUGUGGCAAUUUGACGGAAAUGCAGACAUUGAUCAUGUCAGUACAAAUGGUAAUGUUGAACGGCACGUCAUGAACGGAUGGAAAGAGUUGUAUGGAACUCACUUUUCUUUCUUCCGGAAAUGCAUUUCCAAUCACAAUACUCUGAGUCCUGAUGUCCAGCUGAAGUUGGUUAAUGAGGAGGAUUUGUACUUGCAUUUGUAAAGAAAUAAGCUGUACGCAUGGCAAAGACCAGAAAAUCAAAUCAUCGUGAUGAAAAAAAAAUCAGUUUUACAUAUUAGAUACCUUGAUCAAAUUUCACUUGUCCUCUCUACUCUAAUGCUACUUCAAAGUAAAAUAAACAAUACAUGUACUAAUUUC
Molecule: messenger RNA, 5000 nt
Organism: Magallana angulata
Lineage: Eukaryota; Metazoa; Mollusca; Bivalvia; Ostreida; Ostreidae
Product: protocadherin Fat 3-like
Exons: 12
Coding region: 450-2186 (578 amino acids)
Biological process (GO): homophilic cell-cell adhesion
Cellular component (GO): membrane
Molecular function (GO): calcium ion binding
Source: RefSeq, a predicted model, not a curated record